This is a messenger RNA of Ilyonectria robusta, 1073 nucleotides long. RefSeq lists its product as uncharacterized. The coding region runs from base 1 to 1071 and encodes 356 amino acids. Lineage: Eukaryota; Fungi; Ascomycota; Sordariomycetes; Hypocreales; Nectriaceae. The transcript has 3 exons. The record is from RefSeq and is a predicted model, not a curated record.
AUGGAGAGCCCAACCGUGCUGGCCCUCUGGCUCUGCAGCUGCCUGGCUCUCGCCAUCAUGGGGACGAGACUGAUUUGGAGAAAGAUCGCAGGGCAGCCGUUCAAUCUCGGUGACUACCUUACUAUGGUCGCUGCUGUACUUUGUUUGGGUAGGCUCUCGACCAUCUAUGUUGUGUUAAUCUGGGGGAAUAGCAAUGUCCCGCCUGAGAUACGAGAGUCACAUGUCUUUACUUCCGAAGAGAUAUACCAACGCACAGUUGGGGGUAAGCUUACGCUUGCUGGUCGCUGCUUUUAUAAUUCAUUUCUCUGGGUACAGAAGAUGGUCCUCCUCGACAUCUAUCGCCGGUUACUACUGGGCUUGCGAUAUGAGAGGCAUAUCAUGAUCUUCUUCAUUACCUUGAUUUCUGUUACAUGGGUUGUGGUCAUUAUUGUUAUAUUUGUUGAAUGUCACCCUGUCCAUUUAUAUUGGCAAGUGAUUCCUGAUCCUGGGACCUGCACUAAGGCCCAGCUGGAACUAUUUGUUCUCGCUUGCUUCAACAUCGUCACUGAUGCGAUGCUUCUUGGUUUCCCAUUUCUCCUCUUCACCACUCUCAAAACGACCUGGAAACUCAAAGUGCGACUAUACUCGUUAUUUCUGCUUGGUCUAUUCAUCAUCGUUGUCACCAUCGUCCGGUUACCUAUCAACAGGACGAACAAAAACAGCCAAGCGAACCGAUCGAUGUGGGCGAGCACCGAGCUCUUCGUGGCUACGCUGGUCGUCAAUGCCCCAACAAUCUACGGCUUGUGGAAUAAGAAGAGACAGCACACGCUCCACUCCCGCUCUCCUGGCAGUGGAGUAGCUGGUCACAGUCUGGAGCGUGGGAUGGCAUCUCGCACGGCGAACACCACACAAGCCUUUGCAAUGGCUUCGAUGAGCCAUAAGCAGGAUUCCUUUGGGGGCAUUAUGCGUACGAAGGAGGUAAUUGUGUCUGAAUAUGUAGAGCAUAAGGAGUAUGUAAAGAGGCCUGCAAUACAGCUAGAUGAGGUUGAGGUAGCGUCUAACUCGAGCCAACGGGGAAUAUUAAGGGACUGAGG